CCUAUCUGCCCUCCUGUUCCUGGGCCUCUGGCUCUUGCCCUCUCCCUCCCGCCAGAAGAAAUCCAGAGCAACCACAGCAUCCUCGAAUCUUCUCGUUAGAAUCAAUCUUUCACAGAAGCGAAACUGGAAACCUUGCUGUUUUUCGUCGUCAAUUAGGUGCAUAAUGGGUCCUCUUGAUGCUUCUAAAAGGACUGUUGGUGGUUUUGGUUCUGGAAAUUAUCAAGUCCCUGCUUUAGGAGUAUUACUCGCACUUAGGUAUCCGGAAAACUUUUGCUACUGAUGAAGUUUUGCACUUAAGUCAACUGAAUUCAAUCUUAACGUGGUUUGAGAAUUGUUGUUGUUGCUGAAAACUCUGCAAUGAUUUAGAGAAAUCGAGAAGCAGAUUAAAGGUUUGGUAUAGCAGCAAGCAAGUGUGAGCUUUUCUAAAUCAGAGAUGGUGACUGGCCAUUCGACAGCCUUUCUGGGCAACCAAAUUUUAGUAGUAGCUUCAACAUCUUCAUCAACAUCACGAGUAGAGUCUCCAUUAGGAGGAGGAGGGAAAUGGGCUUCAAUCAGUGCAAUGUGCUCAUCAUCGUCAGAGAAGGAGGCCAGAGAGAGGAAGGAAGCAAUAAACAGGAAGAUCGCAUCACAGAAGGCAAUCUCCAUCAUUUUAAGAAGAGAAGCAACAAAGGCAGUCAUCGAGAAGAAAAGAGGGUCUGCAAAUUCUAGGAAGCUCUUGCCUAGAACUGUCCUCGAAGCACUUCACGAGAGAAUCACUUCUUUGAGAUGGGAAUCGGCUCUCAAGGUGUUCGAACUAAUGCGUGAACAGCUCUGGUACAAGCCCAAUGCCGGAAUAUACAUCAAGCUUAUUGUAAUGCUUGGAAAGUGUAGGCAAACAGAGAAGGCACGCAUCCUCUUUGAUGCAAUGGUCGAUGAAGGAUGCAAUAUAAAUCAUGAAGCAUACACUGCUCUUCUUUCAGCCUAUAGUCGAAGUGGUUUGUUUGACCAAGCGUUUUCCAUCCUUGACAAGAUGAAGACGAUGCCUGACUGCCAACCUGAUGUUUUUACUUAUUCCAUUUUCAUAAAGUCAUGCUUACAGUUCACUAUGUUUGACAAAGUCCAAAUAUUACUAGAAGAUAUGGCUAGCAGAGGGAUCCAGCCCAACACUGUUAUAUAUAACACACUUAUUGAUGCUUAUGGAAAGGCUGGAAAGUUUGACGAGAUGGAAAGGACGCUUAUGGAUAUGCUUGGAGAUCGUGAAUGCAGACCAGAUGUUUGGACAAUGAAUGCCACUCUCAGGGCCUUUGGCAACACCAAGCAGAUUGAGAUGAUGGAGAAAUGCUAUGAGAAAUUCCAGGACAGUGGGAUUCAGCCGAACAUAAAGACAUUUAAUAUAUUGCUAUAUUCUUACGGGAGGUCAAAAAUGUAUGAUAGGAUGAGUGCCGUAAUGGAGUAUAUGCAGAAAUAUUAUUUUUCUUGGACACUGGUGACAUACAACGUGCUUAUAGAUGCAUUUGGCAGAGCAGGAGACUUAGAGCAGAUGGAAUAUCUGUUUAGGCUAAUGAAAUCAGAGAGGAUAAAGCCUAACUGUGUAACUUUGAGUUCUCUCAUAAGCGCUUAUGGAAGAGCACAAAACCUUGAAAAAAUUGUGGCAGUAAUGCGGUUCAUUGACAAUUCAGAUAUUACGUUGGAUACAGCAUUUUUCAAUUGCUUGGUUGAUGCAUAUGGGAGGAUAGGAUGCCUCGCUGAGAUGCGGCAGGUUCUGGCAGACAUGGAGAAGAAAGGAUGUAAGCCUGAUAAGAUCACUUACACUACCAUGAUAAAUGCCUAUUCUCGUAGAGGAAUGAAUAACCAAGUUAAUGAGUUACGUAGAAGGGAAGAGGAGUUUCAGAUAAAUGGUUUUACCGCUGGUAAAAUGUCACUUGAUAGAUUGUAGCAAGGACACUCGGCUACAUGUCCAUUAUUCAUGUAAUAUUCAUGUAAUCAUUCUUUUAUCAUUUUAAUCUUCAAAUUGUUUCCUUUUGUGCGUGGUUAGUCAAAGCAAGUUGCUUUUC
Molecule: messenger RNA, 2033 nt
Organism: Nymphaea colorata (pocket water lily)
Lineage: Eukaryota; Viridiplantae; Streptophyta; Magnoliopsida; Nymphaeales; Nymphaeaceae
Product: pentatricopeptide repeat-containing protein At5g48730, chloroplastic-like
Exons: 3
Coding region: 434-1915 (493 amino acids)
Molecular function (GO): protein binding
Source: RefSeq, a predicted model, not a curated record